Messenger RNA from Magnolia sinica, 534 nucleotides. RefSeq lists its product as uncharacterized. The record is from RefSeq and is a predicted model, not a curated record. Bases 1 to 534 code for a protein of 177 amino acids. The transcript has a single exon. Lineage: Eukaryota; Viridiplantae; Streptophyta; Magnoliopsida; Magnoliales; Magnoliaceae.
AUGGGUAUGCCGCAACCGGCGCAACCCGGUCUAACUACACCCGCAAGCAACGUGAGCAACCUAUUUGAGCAGUUCCAGCGGUACAGACCGCCUAUGUUCGCAGGCACCCACCGCCCCGAGGAAGCGGAGUAUUGGCUCAAUCAGGUCACCAAACUGCUUAGGCCUCUCCAUUGUACCAGGGCAGAGAGCGUUGAGCUCCUUUCCUACCUCUUUGAGAAGGAGGCAGACUUGUGGUGGGAAAGCGUUCUCCGCUCCAUCCCUGAGGGCCACGUAUGGACGUGGGAGGUAUUCGAGGCCCGCUUUAAUGAAAAGUACCUUCCUCAGACGUACCAACAUGAGAGAGAAAAUGAAUUCCUCUGCCUCCAACAAGGGGACAUGACGGUAGCGCAAUACGAAAAUCGAUUCACGGAAUUAUCGUGCUAUGCAUCCGAGAUGAUCGCCAGCGAGGCGAUUAAGAUAAGGCGAUUUUCGGCAGGGCUAAGAAGCGGGAUCCGCUCCAAGAUGUGUUGUGCCAGCAUCCGGACAUAUACCUAG